CCCAGCCUGCCCCUGCGGUUCUGGGUGAACGUGAUCAAGAACCCGCAGUUCGUGUUCGACGUGCACAAGAGCAGCAUCACGGACGCGUGUCUCUCCGUGGUGGCCCAGACGUUCAUGGACUCGUGUUCCACGUCGCCCCAGCGCCUGGGCAAGGACUCGCCCUCCACCAAACUGCUCUAUGCCAAGGACCUGCCCGGCUACCGCGGCUGGGUGGAGCGGUACUACCGGGACAUCGCCAGGAUGGCGCCCAUCAGCGACCAGGACAUGGACGCCUACCUCGGGGAGCAGUCGCGGCUCCACGCCGGGGAGUUCAACACACUGGGGGCGCUGGGCGAGCUCUACCAGUACGUGGGGCGCUACCGCCAGGAGGUGCUGACGGCGCUGGAGCGGGACGGGAGCUGCCGGAAGCAGCGGCUGCGCCAGCGACUGGAGCAGGUCAUCGCCUUGGUCUCCACCAACAGCUGAGGGGGGCUGGCCCCAUGGCCAGCCAGUGCGACCUUCGACCUCCUGGGUGACAUCACCUUCGACCUCCUCCAAGACAAUGUGACCUUCGACCCCUGGCUCAGGGGCAGGCUGACUUUUUGGGGGAUCCCCCCAAUGCCACCAGGACCGGGCCUCGUAGCAAUAACCCAGAGGGGCCACUGGUGGCGAUGGGGGGGUGCGACGGGGGGACAGGGCUGGGGGGCGGAUCUGUCUGGGCUGGAGCAAUGACCCCCCUUUCCACCCCAAUA
This is a messenger RNA of Terrapene triunguis (Three-toed box turtle), 731 nucleotides long. Its product is annotated as plexin-A3-like. The record is from RefSeq and is a predicted model, not a curated record. Gene Ontology annotation, biological process: regulation of GTPase activity; negative regulation of cell adhesion; regulation of cell migration. Lineage: Eukaryota; Metazoa; Chordata; Testudines; Emydidae. The transcript is spliced from 3 exons. Gene Ontology annotation, molecular function: semaphorin receptor activity. The annotation marks the transcript as partial. Gene Ontology annotation, cellular component: semaphorin receptor complex.